Camponotus floridanus (Florida carpenter ant) is the source of this 1887-nucleotide messenger RNA. RefSeq names its product pyruvate kinase-like. Gene Ontology annotation, cellular component: cytoplasm. The transcript is spliced from 7 exons. Lineage: Eukaryota; Metazoa; Arthropoda; Insecta; Hymenoptera; Formicidae. Gene Ontology annotation, molecular function: potassium ion binding; pyruvate kinase activity; magnesium ion binding. Gene Ontology annotation, biological process: glycolytic process. The coding region runs from base 184 to 1746 and encodes 520 amino acids. The record is from RefSeq and is a predicted model, not a curated record.
UAAGUCUUUUUGCCAGCACGCAUGAUCAGAAUCAUUAUGGACUGAUGACCUUCCAUGCCCUCAAAAUACCAGUUUAUCACAGAUCGUCAGAGAGUUUGCUUCGUUGUCAGUCGCCUGCUAAUGCUGUUGGUUUCACGGAAUCGCUGUUAAUUUUUCUUGUUUUACUAGGCAAAUAAAAUAAAGAUGACUUGCAAGCCGAAUACUCAGACGUUAUGCGCUCAAAAUCAACUGGAUCACAUGUGCGCCUUGGACACCGACAGUCGAGUGUCCUUCAUCCGUUUAUCUGGUAUCAUCUGCACGAUCGGUCCCGCAUCCAGAUCCGUAGAAAUGCUGGAGAAGAUGAUCGAGACGGGAAUGAAUAUCGUUCGGUUAAACUUCUCUCAUGGAUCUCAUGAAUAUCAUGCAAAGACCAUCGUUAAUGUUCGUCAGGCGCAAAAAAAUUUGACUGCUCGUGCUGGCAUGUACAUUCCCGUUGCUAUCGCCAUCGAUACGACGGGUUCUGAAAUUCGUACCGGUCUUCUUGAAGGCGGCGACUCGGCCGAAGUGGAAUUGGUCAAGGGUCAGACUUUUAAACUGUCAACCGACGAGGCAUACAUGAAGAAAGGAAAUGCACAGGUUGUUUAUAUUAGUUACAAGAACAUCUCGAAGGUAUUAAAAAUAGGAACACGCAUAUUUGUGGAUGACGGCUUAAUCUCCCUUAUCGUUUCUGACAUUAGUCCCGAUCUAAUCUCGACUACCGUUGAAUACGGUGGUAUGUUGGGUUCCCGUAAAGGAGUAAAUUUGCCAGGAGUAGCGGUGGAUCUUCCUACAGUGUCGGAGAAGGAUAAAUCUGAUUUACAGUUCGGUAUCGAUCAAGAAAUCGAUAUGAUAUUCGUCUCCUUCACCCGAAAUGCCGCCGCGAUAAGCGAGAUCCGUAGUAUCCUCGGCGAGAAGGGUAAAGGCAUCAAGAUUGUAGCGAAGAUUGAGAAUGAACAGGGUAGGACAAAUCUCGACGAGAUUAUCGACGCGUCUGACGGUAUAAUGGUGGAGCGCGGUGAUCUAGGGGUAGAAAUACCCCCGCAGAAGGUGUUUCUAGCUCAGAAGGCUAUGAUCAGCAGAUGCAACAAAGUCGGGAAGCCGGUGAUUUGUGCCACGCAAAUGCUGGAAUCCAUGGUGAAAAAACCACGUGCCACAAGAGCUGAAACAUCGGAUGUUGCUAAUGCUAUUCUUGACGGUGCUGACUGCGUUAUGCUAUCAGGUGAAACCGCAAAGGGAGACUACCCUUUGGAGUGUGUUCAUACAAUGGCCAACAUUUGUAAAGAAGCGGAAGCCGCGAUUUGGCAAACUCAGAUCUUUCACGAUCUAUUGAGCAAAGUUGUGCCGCCUAUUGACGCCGCCCACGCUGUUGCUAUUGCCGCCGUGGAAAUAUCUGUUAAAUGUUUGGCUAGUGCUAUCAUCGUUAUCACAACAUCCGGUCGAUCCGCACAUCUGAUCUCGAAGUAUAGACCUCGCUGCCCCAUUAUCGCGGUCACCAGGUUCUCUCAGGUCGCUCGACAAAUGCAUCUGUACCGCGGAAUAUUACCAUUGUACUAUGAAGGAGCGUCAUUAGCCGAUUGGAUAAAGGACGUGGACACGCGUGUACAAUAUGGAUUUAAGUUUGGAAAAAAACGUGGCUUCGUAAGAACUGGCGAUUCGGUAAUAGUUUUGACAGGCUGGCAAGAGGGCUCGGGCUUCACGAAUACGCUUCGUGUAGUAACUGUCGACUAAACUGGCACUGUUGAACUGGGAUAUAGGAGACAUAAUCCUCUUAUGAAGAUAUAAAUGUAAUGCGAAAAAUCAAAAAUAUGUAUGUACAUAAUUGCGUAUUAUCUUGUCACAAGUUAUAUCAGUAAAUACAGUUAUACGAGA